Molecule: messenger RNA, 1791 nt
Organism: Ectocarpus sp. CCAP 1310/34
Lineage: Eukaryota; Phaeophyceae; Ectocarpales; Ectocarpaceae
Source: the annotation of a GenBank genome assembly
CCGCCAGCGGCGUGACAAGCAGAGGGCAGCGAACGCGAGACGGGCGCGAGGGCAUUCAUUGCAGACACAGGGCGUUCCCUAGAGCGCACACGAGUGUGGAACUUUGUGAUCAAUAUCGUUUGUAAGAAAUGUCUUGGCUGUUCGGUUCAGCCAACAGGAGGACGCCCACGGGGCAAUCCGAUAUUAGAGCAGCCAGAGAUCGACAGAUCAGCAACUUGAAAGCGAGAGUGCCUGGACUACAGCUCAAGUCCACCGACAAUUCUCUCAACGAGGUCCAGAUAACAGCUCCAGAUGGAGCAAAGGUGGUCUUACGCGUUUUUCUUCCAACGAAGUUCCCUUCGGAUCGACCGGUGCUGCAGCUUUUGUCUCCGGUGACGCACCCGUGGGUAAACACAUACAUGCAGGUUGUGGGGCAUCCCGAUCUACACGGAUGGGAUGGUACCAAUCCACCCCUAAUAGGAGACAUCGUUGCAGCAGUCAUCCAAGAGUUUGGUCGUUCCAAUGGAGGCGUCACAACGUCUGGGCGUGAUCAAGCCUCUACAGUAUGGGGAGGGCCGAUCGCUGAACAACCUUCAGGGUUUUCAGGAGCUCCACCAGCCGCGGGAGCAUUCGGUCUGGGCAAUCCACCUGUUUGCCAUCCUGCCAGCGGCGCAACAGGAGGUGCGGCAAGUGCCAAGGGAUACACAAACAUGGCUAGUACGGCCCAAAGGACAGGGGGCGAAUUGCAGACCAGGAGAAGGAGACCACCUGUGCACCACACGCCAAUCCCUGAUAUUCCCGACACGUUUAGCGAGCUGCAAGGUUUGUCCACCGAGAAACUCAACCGUCUUCUUGGCGAUGAAAGUGCUCGCCAGGCGCUGCUUCUCGGAAUGACGAACGUCAUGCGGAUGAAGGAUCUAAGGACUGACGUGCUCAAGGGCAAUGUUGAGACAGCGCGAUUAACUGUAGCAAAGCAAGACGCGGCUAGUGUCCUCAGGGAAGAAGGCGAGAAGAUAAAGGCAGAGCUGAAGGCCUUGCAAACAUCCUACGAAGAUAAGGCCCGUGGAGGCGGCAAAAACAUGGGCGGUACAGCUGACCAAAUGAUUCUGAAGCGAGUCAAGCAUGCUUCCAAAAUGGCCGACACCAGCUCUGAGCGAGUGGCCACGGACUUCUUGGAGAAACGUGUCCCAACUCAAGACUUCCUCGACGAGUUUUUAAAGGAGCGACAGCGGUAUCAUAUGCUCGCUGCCAAGAUUGAGUGCAUGAAGAGAGACAUUCGCUUUUAGACGCUUCGUGUGCACAGCAGUACUCUACUGUCGUGUCUGGUUCCAGUGUUAUUAUUUUGCGAGCCUGAUAUGGGUGGCAUUCGUCUGUAUACACUAUUUGAAACAUUGGUUCCAGAGGCGUGUGCUGCAACAGAUGGUGGGUCGGCUAGAAGCAGGAAGGGAAGAACACUAGUUCCGGAUGAUCCCACCACCAUAAACUUGCCGAGAAGCAGAGUUCAAUGUGUGCAAUGAAAUUUUUUUGGCUGUUCGCGCCACUGCCGCGCAUGGAGCGUACCCAACACAAAAGGUUGAGCUGUAGUAGCUUUCCCCUCAGUACAUUGAGCUCCUUGAAGCGGAAAAAAUGCUGAGGAUAGUUCAACUGCUCUCGUCACGGUACUGAAAUCGACCCAAACCGACCCAAUCGAUAUUAGCCGUACUAGACACGCCUGAAAUCAGCCAUGACCUAGGACCAUGAGCCUCCCCCCGUGGCCUCGGGGGCCCGGUUGAUUCACCUUGUUGGUUCCCAAGCUCUCUUAAAUUUCUGUCA